Molecule: messenger RNA, 1293 nt
Organism: Bipolaris sorokiniana ND90Pr
Lineage: Eukaryota; Fungi; Ascomycota; Dothideomycetes; Pleosporales; Pleosporaceae
Exons: 2
Coding region: 87-1055 (322 amino acids)
Molecular function (GO): protein binding
Source: RefSeq, a predicted model, not a curated record
UGAGAGACGCGCUCAUUACAGCCCCAUUCAAGCAAUCGCCUCUGUUCAGAGUACAAUCAGAAUGAGCAGACCAAGAAAGUAUUGAAAUGAAUGACAACUCUCUUGUUCUCGCUCCUGAGGGCGACGUGAUAUUAGUCGUGGGUGAGAAACGAUUUCGCAUACAUGCGGACUCCCUCUUCCUUAAGCGGCAUUCAACGGUCUUUGCAGCUCUAUUCGGCCCAAACUUUCGCGAAGGUCAAGAUUUGAAUACCUCAUCUCCAAAGGAGAUUCCUCUGCCGGAUGAUGAUCCGUAUGCCAUGACGGUGAUCUGUGCAACAAUGUACCACAACUUUGGUCACAUUCCGCGGAACCCCACAACAGACCAAGUUUUUAGUAUAAUCAGACACGCGGAUAAAUACGAUUGUUACGAUGUCCUCACCCUACCGUCCCAGGUCUAUGGCUGGCUCAAAUCCGAUCAUUUGACUCUUGGUAAAGACCUAGCAAAUAUUCUCGCUGUGUCGUAUUUGGUUAGAGAUCAGGAAGCGUUUAAAAAUGCGUCGAAAGCCUUAGUCUGGAAGUACGAUGGAUCAUUCACAGAUCUGGCUAAUAAUGUGAUCUGUGAUGUUCUGCCCUGGAAGACAUUCUGCAGAUUGGAGGAACUUCGGACCCGUAUACAAAUACUCGCAAUUAGUAUCGUAUUAAACAUAUCAGCGUUUAGAUCUAGUGGCUUUGGUGGCUUUGGCGGCCUUGAAGUCAAUCAUUCUGGAUGCUCCCAAAUCGCAGAAAGGAUUAAACAAGAUUUCGGUAAUGAUCUGUUAGUAGAAGUGCGCCAGAAACAAGAUCAGAAAUAUCGCGGGGGCUCGUAUAUAAAACCGCCGCAUCCGCCAGCAACUCAGCAGUCAGCAACUGGGCCUUUGCUUAAGAAAUUACAGGAACUAGCGGAAUCCUGUAAGAAAUGCAAAGAGAAUGUGGAAACUUCCCAGCUCAACACAUUUUGCCUAAGUUUGGCAGGCAAUGACCUCAGACAGGUUGCUAUGUUACCUGAAUGGUACUGGGGCUCGAAGUUAACGUAUUGAGGAGCACGGAGAAUGAGAGUCUGUACAGCCUCCAUACUAGUGGACUAAACUAUCGAUACGAUCGUACAUGGCCACUAGAAAUCUGUAGAACGGGAGGAUAGGAGGAUGGGAGACAAUGAGGGCAUAUUAAAGCCACGAAUAAAACAAUUUCUGAAAAUUAUUAUAGUUAGGAGAUAGGUUAAAGAAUAGGCCAAGUAAUCUUCGGCCGAGGUAAAAUCCUAAGCGACACGCAAGCUAA